Amaranthus tricolor (Joseph's coat) is the source of this 3074-nucleotide messenger RNA. RefSeq names its product two-component response regulator-like APRR2. Bases 667 to 2319 code for a protein of 550 amino acids. Gene Ontology annotation, biological process: positive regulation of DNA-templated transcription; phosphorelay signal transduction system. NCBI's taxonomy places the organism in Eukaryota, Viridiplantae, Streptophyta, Magnoliopsida, Caryophyllales, Amaranthaceae. Gene Ontology annotation, cellular component: nucleus. The record is from RefSeq and is a predicted model, not a curated record. The transcript has 14 exons. Gene Ontology annotation, molecular function: transcription cis-regulatory region binding; DNA-binding transcription factor activity.
AUAGAAUACUUUGUAUCCUUCUCAUUUUCAACAUUGUUAUUAUUAGAUUUCUCCCUCCUAUAUAUAUAAUAUAAUAUAAUAUGACCGUAACAAUUUAUUAAAUUAGAAGAAAUAGAGUUUAAAAAAAUCCCGUCUCACCUCACUUAUUUGGUCUUCAUUCUCUCCUCUAAAUUGCUCCUUAUGGUAUUUUUGUAGGCGUGUGUCCCGAAACAAGUCAUCAAAAACCAAAAUUCCGUGUCAUUUGCAUCUCUCUACUGAUCUAUACAAAGGUCUUAAUACAAAAUUAGUGAAGCAUCAAGUAUAAGAAGGAACACCUCCAACUACUUCAUCUUGCUUCAACUAUCAAUUUCUCUUCUUAUCACAAUCUCCUUUUUAUCCCAUAAAACUUUCCCUCUUGGAGGAAGUAUAAAGCAAAUUAUACUCCCUUAAAGAAACCUCCUUUUAUUUCACCACUUCUGGGUACUGUAUGAUCAAGGGGCAAUGGAAUCAUUUCUUCUAAAUUCUUGCUUAAUAAAUACUUCCAUGCGUUUUUAACGCUACUGUAUGAAUUAUGAUCUAGGGGCAAUGGAAACAUGAUCGGUCUCAAUUAUAUUUGUCUUUGCAUGAUUUGAUUUAUAUGAGGAUAAUUUGGGAUUUUACACAUUGCUAAACAAUGCGAAACGAGCUAUGGUUUGCACUGCCAAUGAUUUACUGGAGUGGAAGGAUUUCCCUAAAGGCCUUAGGAUCCUUCUCCUUGAUGAAGACUGGAAUUCUGCAGCUGAGAUAAAAUCUAAGCUUGAGAAAAUGGAGUUUAUAGUUAAUGCAUUUUCGAGUGAGCAUGAAGCUUUAUCUGCAAUUUCAAGUAAAACCGAGAGCUUCCAUAUCGCCGUUGUAGAGGUGAGUAUACAUAAUCAUGAUGGGAGAUGCAACUUUUUGGAGACUGCAAAGGAUCUUCCAACAAUCAUGAUAUCAAAAGAGCAUUGCUUGAACACCAUGAUGAAGUGUAUAGCGCUAGGUGCAGUUGAAUUUCUUGUAGAACCAUUAUCGGAGGAUAAACUUCGAAAUAUAUGGCAGCAUGUAGUUCAUAAGGCAUUUAACACGAGUGGAAGCGGAAAAUCAGAAUCACUCAAAUCUGUCAAGGAUUUUGUGGAUUCCAUAUUGGAAAUUCAGCAAGAAAGUGUUGCGAUACAAACACACGUUUCUGAAGAACCAAUCGUUGAUACAGAAGUGGACGUAGGUGAUCAUGACCCGUCAGCCGCUGGUGACAAGUUCGCUGCUCCUUCAACUCCUCAAAUAAAACAAUCCGGAAGAUCCUUGGAUGAUGGAGACUAUCAAGAUCAAACCAACAACUCUUCGGUCAAGGAGGGUGGGGAAUUUGAUGGGGAAACGAAAUUUGUCAAUAAUACAUAUGAUGGCAACUCAUUUGCCAAGAUGGACAAGGAUCCACCUCAGUCGACAUCUGUUGGAGCUAUCAAAGAGGAGGUGGAGGAUCGCAGUGAUGUUUCCCGGGGUACGGAUGAUUCCGUACCUAUGCCAUGUGACAAAAAGUAUACUAAUGAUGUUGGUACCAAUAGUGGGAGCUCAAUAAAGGGAUCUUCUCAUAAUGUUUGUGGAACGAAGAGUAGCCGGAAAAAACUGAAGGUAGACUGGACACCGGAUCUCCAUAAAAGAUUUGUACAAGCAGUGGAGAAACUUGGUGUUGAUCAAGCCAUCCCUUCUCGAAUAUUAGAGCUUAUGAAAGUGGAUGGAUUGACGAGACAUAACAUAGCCAGUCAUCUUCAGAAAUAUAGAAUGCAUAGAAGACACAUUUUGCCUAAGCAAGAAGAACGAAGAUGGCCGCACCCUAGAGAUUCAACACCAAGGAAUUACUAUCCUCAUCAUAGACCUGUGAUGGUAUAUCCUCCCAAUCAGAACAACCAUGCCUACCUAUCCGGGCAAGUCUACCCCAUGUGGGGUCAGCAGGGUUUUCAGCCGCCUGGCUUUCCUGUUUGGGGAUCCCCAAGCUAUCCCUGGCAGCCUGCUGAAAAUUGGCCUUGGAAGCCUUACCCUCCGAUGCAUGCUGAUGCUUGGGGUUGCCCUGUAAUGCCAGCUCCAGUAUGCCCAACCUCGGCUUUCCAAGUACAAGGUGCAUAUGGGUUCCACAGUCCUGAUAGCUACGGGAAGAAUUCUGCUGAUAUAAACCCGUGGGAGGAAGUUAUUGACAAAGUGGUGAAGGAAGCAAUAAACAAGCCAUGGUUGCCACUACCAAUAGGCCUUAAGUCACCAUCUACUGACAGUGUCUUAGCUGAACUCUCCAGGCAAGGGAUUUCCAAUAUCCCUUCCAACAUAUAUCAAUGCUGAUCUGGCACAUUAUUGCGGCUGGGUCCCACGAGGCGGAAAAAGGAGGAUUUGAUACUGUACAACACCUCAGUUGACAAGCGUCAUGGUCCUAGUAUAAAGCUGAUUUUUUUCGAUCGAACGAUCAUCGUUAAGCCACGUAUAAAAUGCUAGAACCACAGAGGUUUUAGUGGUUGUAAAUAGAGCUGACAUGAAGAUGGAUAGAUAUUUGGGUAGGUCAGGGGAAAUAUAUGCUCAGACUGAUCAUAAUGAAAAGGGGGGUUGAUAGAUAGUGUGAAUGUGAUGGGUGCAUAAUUGUUCAAUGUUUGUUUGUUGUUGGUGGAAUGAAGAGGGGUGGGUCCUACAUAUCUUAUAUAGGGAGGGUACUAUUUUCUGAGCAGCUUGUCCCUUAAUUUGUAGGGCUAACGACUAAUAAUUUUUCCCAUUGAAAAACUUAGGGUAUUACUAAAUAUCUUUUUUUAUUUUAUCGCUAUUAUAUAUAUAUAAUGAAUUUUCAAGAUUGUCCCUGCAUAAUUUUCGAACUCAAAAACUGUAAUAUCUCUCUAAAACUCUCUAAAAAUACUAUGUUAACUUAAACAAGCUAAUAGUGUACAUCGAAUAACAAUGGCGAAUCAAAACGAGCUUGAUAAUGAUUCGGUAAAUAAUUAAUCGAUUCGAAAUUUUUCAAAAAAAAAAUUUUUCCAGAACCCCCAGUUGCACAAAAUGUGCGACCAGACCUAGGGAUAGUCGCAUUUUUUGUGCAACCCCUCCUAAGUCAA